AGGUUGCCAAAAAGAUCCAUUACAAGCCCUACCCUGUUCGAUUGCGCAUCGAAUACGAUGUGCUCACAGUCUACGUUGACGACGCUAUGAAGCAAACUCCGAGAUAUGAGCUUUGCAUGAGAGCUGAAAACAUCGUUUUGCCUCGUGACGAUUCUUUCGGAAUGUCCGCAGCCACUGGUGGCAUUGCUAUUUGUUUCCUAUUCCUAAUUGAUGCUUCCCAACAGUCAUUUGAUUAUGAGCCAUUUCUUCCAGAACCACGAUGUCGUUGAC
Cylicocyclus nassatus is the source of this 270-nucleotide messenger RNA. NCBI's taxonomy places the organism in Eukaryota, Metazoa, Nematoda, Chromadorea, Rhabditida, Strongylidae. The record is from the annotation of a GenBank genome assembly.